This is a messenger RNA of Polistes dominula (European paper wasp), 1341 nucleotides long. Its product is annotated as ras-related protein Rab-32. NCBI's taxonomy places the organism in Eukaryota, Metazoa, Arthropoda, Insecta, Hymenoptera, Vespidae. Gene Ontology annotation, biological process: phagosome-lysosome fusion; endosome to lysosome transport. Gene Ontology annotation, cellular component: lysosome; trans-Golgi network; Golgi apparatus. Gene Ontology annotation, molecular function: GTPase activity; GTP binding. The record is from RefSeq and is a predicted model, not a curated record.
ACUUAGAAGAGAUUCCGACGUAGUACUCUCAAAUCAUGAACGUAAAGAGCUUCUCUUUAAGUUUCUCGUUAUCGGUGAUUAUGGCGUCGGUGAGUGAUUAUUUUCUUCGUUAUGAUCUUUUUCUCUUAACAAAUCUUGUUUAUUACUUACGUGUUCGAAUUUAUUUGAUAAGGUGUUAUUCGGACUCGGUAGAGAUAAGUAAAUCAGCCAGAUUUGACAUUAUAUUUAUUUUUCGCGUUUACGAAUUCCAUGUUUUAUCCGAUUACUUUUUUCACUUUAUUUAUUUUAUUUCAGGCAAGACGGCUCUCGUACGAAGAUAUACAGAAGGAAAGUUUUCUUCCAAUUACAAGAUAACGAUAGGAGCUGAUUUCGUGAUAAAAAUGCUCGAUUGGGAUCCAAAUCUUAAAAUAGGUUUACAGUUAUGGGAUAUCGCCGGUCACGAGAGAUUCGGAUUCAUGACCAGGAUUUAUUACAAAUAUGCCGUCGCAGCAGCACUGGUCUUUGAUAUUUCACGAAUGGCAACAUUUAAAUCGAUGAAGAAAUGGCUUUGCGAUCUUCGAGAAAAAGUUACGCUUCCGGACGGAUCGAACAUACCCGUUGUUCUUCUGGCAAACAAAUGCGACAUUCAAUUUGCGGCCGUAACAACCGAACAGAUUGCUACAUUUUGCAAAGAGAACAAUAUCACCGCUUGGUACCUUACCUCGGCGAAAGAAAAUACAAACGUUGACGAAGCUAUGCGCUACUUGGUGGAAAAAGUGCUGAAAGUAAAAAUCGGAGGUGGCGUACAGGAUUCCAUAAGGCUUCGCAAAGAAUCCAAACAACAAAACAAGACAGGCUGUUGCAGGAAUUAAUCAUUGCGUUACUAAAUUGAUCCUUUUCUUCAUACUUCUUCGCACUUGAAACUUUUAUCAUCUAAUUUUAUAAUUAUCUUUUAUAUUUUUUAAACAUAUACGACAUUAAUGCUACUCAAGUUUUUACGAUACAAUAAUAUAUUUACAAAUGGAAUUUUAUCAUUUCUAUCCCUAAAUGAUUUUCGACUAGCUCUUUUAUUAUCAUUAAAUUAUUAUCGCCACAAUCUAUCGAUACGGAUAAACGUAAAUGCGUAUUUACUUAUUUCUUAAUCUUAACACGGUUUUACUUUGGUAAUUCAGUGGUAUUGCGAAUCGCGAAAUUUCUAUCGCGUAUCGCUAAACUAACUCGUUUGUAUAGUGUCGAUGCUAUAAAUACGCGUAAUCGAUUUCAAUUGAGUAGUCCUUAGGGACGUUUCGUUCUUUUCAGUCGGCGAACAAUUUACAUUAGUUUCUGUCUUUUCGAAUUGCAUUCGACACACCUACACUUGUA